Molecule: messenger RNA, 941 nt
Organism: Impatiens glandulifera
Lineage: Eukaryota; Viridiplantae; Streptophyta; Magnoliopsida; Ericales; Balsaminaceae
Product: 60S ribosomal protein L19-1-like
Exons: 5
Coding region: 50-697 (215 amino acids)
Biological process (GO): translation
Cellular component (GO): cytosolic large ribosomal subunit; ribosome
Molecular function (GO): structural constituent of ribosome; RNA binding
Source: RefSeq, a predicted model, not a curated record
UUCUUCUACCUCCUUUUGGUCUUCAAUUCAGUGAAGGAAGAAGGAAACGAUGGUGUCGCUGAAGCUACAGAAACGGCUUGCUGCGAGCGUCCUCAAGUGCGGUAAAGGAAAAGUUUGGCUUGACCCUAAUGAGGUCAACGAUAUCUCCAUGGCCAACUCCAGGCAAAACAUUAGGAAGCUUGUGAAAGAUGGUUUUAUCAUCAGGAAACCAACAAAGAUUCAUUCGAGGUCUCGGGCUCGUCGGAUGAAAGAGGCCAAGAGAAAGGGACGUCAUGCAGGAUAUGGUAAAAGAAAGGGUACUAGGGAAGCAAGAUUGCCCACUAAAGUUCUGUGGAUGAGAAGAUUGCGUGUGCUUAGGCGGUUACUUCGCAAGUACAGGGAAGCAAAGAAGAUUGACAAACACAUGUACCAUGAUAUGUACAUGAAAGUCAAAGGUAACGUCUUUAAGAACAAGCGUGUGCUUAUGGAGAGUAUCCACAAGUCUAAAGCUGAGAAGGCCAGAGAGAAGACUUUGUCAGAUCAGUUUGAGGCUAAACGUGCCAAGAACAAGGCAAGCAGAGAGAGAAAGUUUGCUCGCAGGGAAGAGCGUUUAGCUCAGGGACCUGUUGAGAAAGCACCACCAGCAGCAGCAGCUGCCCCUACACCAGAAGCAGCAGUAGCUAAACCUGCAGGGGGAGCUAAGAAAAGCAAGAAGUGAUUGUUUGAUUGAUGCAUCCGAAUGUGUAGUCUGAUUCUCUGAUUUCACUUUAGGCUAUACAUACAUGCUUCUUGUUUCUUUUUGUUUGUGGGGCAUAUGUGAACUGUUUAUUAAAUUCUAGUAGGAAUCUGAUACUAAUGCUUUUGUAAGAUGCCAUUUCUGUUGGUUUUUUAUUCAAAACAAUACUCUGAUUGUAGCAAUGCCUAAAUUGUUCCCUUUUGAUAAGAAUUAAGAUUUAUUAUGA